GAGCAUGCUGGGCUCACAUUAUGUGACCUCAGCAAGGCUUUUGACACGCUUGAUCAUGCAAUCCUUCUGAGAAAACUCAAGCACUAUGGGGUUAGUGGAUCCCCUCUUAGAUUGAUUCAAUCCUACCUGGGGGGCCGCAGGCAGGCUGUACUGGCUAAUGGUGUGUUGUCUCGUAAAAGAAACUGUGUCAACUGUGGUGUGCCUCAGGGCUCUGUCCUGGGGCCACUUCUAUUUUUGAUUUCAGUGAACGAUGUAGCUUGCAUGGAUGGCAGAAGUGUUGUUUGCUAUGCAGAUGACACCACUUUUUACGAUCAUGGUCAUGGAGUUGAUGUACUGAGGGCCGAGAUGUUGGAGACCAGGUUGUUUGCUACGGACUGGUUUUCUGCAAACCUCUUUCUUCUCAACGAUGAUAAAACGCAGUCAAUCAUAUUCAGCCUCAGAAAUGGGGAUGAGUAUGAUUUUUUCCCGGUGAAGCUGCUUGGGUUUGUUCUGGAUAGAAAGCUCUCUUGGGCUGACCACAUUGAGGCUGUCUGUUGCAGGCUGAGCAGAGUGGUUUUCCUGCUCAGGAAAUUGAAAUCCUGUAUUCCUGCUUCCUAUAUUAAGGUCUGCUAUUUCUGUUUUUUCCAGAGCAUUGUCCUGUAUGGCCUCACGCUUUGGGGUGGAGCCACAGAUGUUUCACGACUGUUACUCAUUCAGAAGAGGGCCCUGAUGAUCCUUUGUGGUGCUGAGCGUCUUGCCCAUUGUCGUCCCCUCUUUGUGAGAGAGAGAAUCCUCAGAGUCUUCUCCCUCUAUGUACUUCAGACCCUCUGCAGAACACAUGCAAAUGUGGGGGAGCUUGUAACAAGGCAGAAUUUUCACCCACAUGAGACUAGAGGGAGACAGAGGCUGGACGUGCCCUACCAAAGACUGAGCAGGACACGAUCGAGCUAUGGCCAUCUAUCUGUCAGGCUCUUCAACAAGCUGCCGGUGAUGGCUAGGAAUCUGCCUGCCGGCAAAUUUCGGAGGGUCCUGAGAGACUUAUUGUUGGAUAAUCCUUUGUACUCACUCCGUGAGUUUUUCAUGUUGGACAGCAGCUUGGUAAUGAGAAUUGGACGUAACGUACCAGAGGCUGAGCAGGACAGAAACUGGCCUUGCCCAUCUUUAUGCGAGAUUCUUCAACAAGCUGCCAAUAGCAAGAGACCUGUCGACCAGGCGAUUCAAGGGCGCACUGAGGGAAUUGCUGGUGGAGAACCCAUUGUAUUCCAUCAGUGAGUUCUUUAAGUUGGACAAUACGCUGGUCAAACCCGAAUGAAUUCGAAUAAUUGGAGUUUGUUGUAGAUCAAGAGUUAAUGGAUAUGAUGGAAAUAAGAUUGAGACACACGCAGGAGUUGAGUCCUGGAAUGAGCACCGCUGGAGGCCAAGAUUGAAAUGAACGUUUCUGUUCGAAAGAUGUAAACAUAAACAAACAAUUCAUGUAUAUAGAAUAUAUCAGUUGACAAUAAUUAAAAUUUUUCGACAUAUUAUUACUUAUCAUUAUUUAAAUUUGAAUUGUAUUAUUUGUAUUGAAUUAUAAUAUUAAAAAUUGUAA
Nilaparvata lugens (brown planthopper) is the source of this 1567-nucleotide messenger RNA. RefSeq lists its product as uncharacterized. Bases 262 to 1251 code for a protein of 329 amino acids. The record is from RefSeq and is a predicted model, not a curated record. The transcript has 4 exons. Lineage: Eukaryota; Metazoa; Arthropoda; Insecta; Hemiptera; Delphacidae.